AUGGAUGCCAUAUUGAAGGGCUUGAAUGCUGCUCAGUCUGCCGCCGUUACAUCCACAGCUCCAGUAUUGCAAGUCCUCGCGCCGCCAGGAUCAGGCAAAACCAAGACUCUCACCGCACGCGUCGCCUACCUUCUUGCUCAUCAUGGAUACCAACCAUGGAACGUCAUCUGUUGUACUUUCACCAUCAAAGCCAGCAGGGAGAUGCGAACCAGACUGAAAAGUUUGAUUGGAGAACGGCUUGAGUCGAAGCUCUUACUGGGCACGUUUCACUCAAUAUGUCGUCGUUAUCUCGCCAAUUAUGGCUAUCUUAUCGGUAUACCCAAGGGCUUCCAGAUUGCUGACUCUUCCGACUCUCUGGCUAUACUCACGCGGGUAAUUAAGCGCCUGAAUGUAUCGCUUGAACCUAGAUCAACCAGAACUCGCAUAUCACGGUGUAAAGCCAAAGCCCAAAAUGUUGAUGAACAUCUACAGCAACCACCAAGAAAGAAAGCAAGCGCGGAUGAGCAGGAAUUUCUGCAGGUCUAUGAAGAAUACCAAAAUGCCCUUGCAGCUUCGAAUUUGCUUGAUUACGACGAUCUCUUAAUCCGCUGUGCUGACCUUCUGCGAGCUCGUCCCGAGUGUGUCGGAAACGUCGAAGCUGUACUGAUCGACGAAUUUCAGGAUACCAAUACUGUCCAAUUAGAGCUCAUGAAGCUUCUCGCCGGCAAGAACAGACGAGUCACAAUCGUUGGUGACCCAGACCAAAGCAUCUACGGGUUUCGAUCAGCAGAGAUCCAGAAUCUUACUCGCAUGCAGCGAUACUACCCUGACACUUCCGUCAUACAUCUGGAGGAGAACUAUCGCUCGUCCGCAGCUGUGCUGUGCUGCGCGCAGGAGGUGAUCGAACAGGAUACCGUGCGGCCGAAUAAGAGGCUCAAGGCUACUCACUGCUAUGGUACCUUUCCCGUGUUGCGGAGGCUUCCGUCUGCCCAUGAUGAGGCGAAGUGGAUAGUUGCUGAGAUCAAGAGAAUGAAAGCUAUGACUGGGAACUUGACCACUUUCUCUGACUACGCCAUUCUGAUUCGUUCUGCCCACCUGUCUCUCCUCAUCGAAAAUGCAUUGGGAAAAGCAGGGAUGCCAUACCGAAUGGUCGGGGGCUACCGGUUCUUUGAUCGAGAUGAGAUCCGAACCCUUCUCGACUACCUCCGAACCAUCAGCCAGCCGAACAACAACGCUGCCCUGUCGGCUAUCAUUAACGUCCCGUCAAGGAAAAUUGGGGAAGAAUCUUUGAAAGAGCUUCUACGCCUGGCUGAUGAGAGUGGAACUUCCCUGUGGUCAGUCAUACAGAAGUAUACCCAAGGAGAUUUGACCAUGAAAAAGAAAUUGAGCCGGCCAGCGGAGCAAAACCUCUGCAAACUUAUAGCGCUUGUCAAAGAAGCCAAGAAAAGGAUGGUCAAUGUAACAGCUGAGAGUACGGCGAAAUUUCUGCUUGAGUUCUGUCUCAACAAACUAUCAUACAAAGAGUACCUACAAGGCAAGCAUGCCGGAGACCAUGAAAACAGAUGGGCAAAUGUUGAAGAACUUCUGAAUCAAGCUAAUGAUAUCGCUGAAAGUGGUUCUAACAGAAAUGGAGUAGAUUCUGAGGAAAGCCUGCCAGAGAUUGAAGGGCUCGACAAACAGCAGUCGGAUAGCAACGACGAGGCCCUUGCAACUUUCCUCGCGAACAUCACAUUAUCUUCAGACUUGCAGGCCACGGAAGACAAUCAGGAGCAAGAAUGUAUCACCAUAUCUACCAUCCAUUCGGCGAAGGGGUUAGAAUGGCCUAUUGUCUUCAUUCCAGCGGUCUACGAAGGUUCAAUACCUCAUUCUCGAGCUGAAGAUACCGACGAAGAACGUCGCCUCCUCUAUGUGGCAAUGACUCGUGCUCAAGCUCUGCUCUACCUCACGUGUCCGUUGCGACAGUCUCGCAGUGAUACAGAGACUACGCUUUCGUCUUUUCUGCCCCUGAAGCUGCAUCGACAUUUCGUUCAGAUUGGUCCAGUGGUGACGGACAAGGUCGUUCGUGAUAUUGCCCUGAUUUUGCGACGCUCACCACCGUCAGAAGAAGAACUCCUCAAAGGUCUCAAAAGCCUGUCGGAGAGGGAGAGUUCGGGGGAUAAUCUCUGGCCGGCUGACGGCUCUGCAAAGCCAAAGCAGUGGUGGGAUUUUGAGGACGAAGCUACUUCAACUCGACACAAAGUGGAUCUCAACACUGACAGACAACACAACAUUCACAGUAAUCGGAUGCACUACAGUGACUUGAAAGCCGGAACGACGAUGACGGAAACCACCAUGACCGGCUCGAGUUCUUUCUCUCUGGCCGGCAUUUCCGUUGGUUUCUCGACAGCAGCCCGCCAUCUUGAACUCACUCAAACACAGGUGCAAGAUGAGAUGAUUUGUCGAGAGAGGGAAAUUACUACUUCAAAGCGGACUACGGUAGCCAAGUCGAGGCGUGGAAAGACAAAGGCCAGCGGCGGUCAGGGAAGCCUUGCUAACUUCUUUGCCCAUGGAAGUUUCGGUUCCACCACUGAACGACCUGCAUCCAAACCACUACCAGAACCAGAGCUCCCAAGCUAUAUUAAUGCACCGCUUAAACAAGAAGAUCACAAUAUACCUACAGUUUUCACCUCUCAUAAGCUUUCAACUAAGCCGGCGUCUCUUAAACGGCCUCAACCUCUGGCAGAGAUACCUAAUGGAAAGCGAAAGCCAUACGGUUUCUUAUCCAGCUCACCUUCUCGAGAAGUGCCUCCGGAUCAGUCAUUCAAAGGUAGUUGCGGUGGUGACACCAACAGAGCAACUGGUCCGGAAAGCAUUCUUUCAUCGACCAGCAAAUCAACCACCACGAUGCAUACGACUUCGGUGGAUAUGUUAAGGCUGCAAAGCGCUCCGGGACGGCGGAAGACCUAUGGCGUCCGUCGUAUGAUGAACGGCUGGGAGAACCGCAAGAAUCAUUGA
Messenger RNA from Endocarpon pusillum Z07020, 2973 nucleotides. RefSeq lists its product as uncharacterized. Gene Ontology annotation, biological process: recombinational repair. The transcript has 2 exons. Lineage: Eukaryota; Fungi; Ascomycota; Eurotiomycetes; Verrucariales; Verrucariaceae. Gene Ontology annotation, molecular function: hydrolase activity; 3'-5' DNA helicase activity; ATP binding. Gene Ontology annotation, cellular component: nucleus. Bases 1 to 2973 code for a protein of 990 amino acids. The record is from RefSeq and is a predicted model, not a curated record.